This is a messenger RNA of Neltuma alba, 1036 nucleotides long. Its product is annotated as mitochondrial arginine transporter BAC2-like. The transcript has 2 exons. Bases 86 to 1036 code for a protein of 316 amino acids. Gene Ontology annotation, biological process: transmembrane transport. Gene Ontology annotation, molecular function: transmembrane transporter activity. NCBI's taxonomy places the organism in Eukaryota, Viridiplantae, Streptophyta, Magnoliopsida, Fabales, Fabaceae. The record is from RefSeq and is a predicted model, not a curated record.
GAAAAGAAGCACACAAAAGAAAGGCGUUUGAGCUUGAAUGUGCCAGAAGUUGUGAUGCAUUUUGUAUGACAAGUUAAAAAGGGUAAUGUCAGGCUCAAAGGUUGAUGUUGAGAGAGGAAGCAGUUGGAGCGGAGAAUUUGUGGCAGGAGGGGUAGGGGGUGUGGCUGGAGUGAUAUCUGGUUAUCCACUCGACACCCUCCGAAUCCACCAACAGAAUUCAAAUAUGGCAACUUCCGUGUUCAGCUUAAUAAAAAAUAUGGUUUCCAGGGAAGGCCCAGCUUCUCUCUACAGAGGCAUGGCUGCACCUUUGGCUGCUAUCACUUUUCAGAAUGCUAUGAUUUUUCAAACUUACGCGGUUCUCUCUAGAGCCUUUGACUCAUCAGUCUCAGCAAAUAGCCCUCCUUCCUACAACAGCGUUGCUCUAGCAGGAUUCAUAACUGGUGCAUUACAAAGCACGAUUGUGUCCCCAGUAGAACUGGUCAAAAUUCGCCUCCAGCUUCAGAGCAAGGGCCCAUUAACAGAAUCCUAUAAAGGCCCUUUAUCAGUCACAAGGAAGAUAUGGAAUGGGGAAGGUCUUAGAGGAAUAUUCCGAGGAUUAGGCAUCACUGUCCUCAGGGAUGCACCUGGUCAUGGCGUAUACUUCUGGACAUAUGAGUAUAUGAAGGAACAACUUCACCCAGGUUGUAGGAAAACCAGUCAAGAAAGCUUGAGUACAAUGUUAAUAGCAGGAGGAUUAGCUGGGGUAGUAAGUUGGAUUGGCUCUUACCCUUUUGAUGUUAUAAAGACAAGACUCCAGGCUCAAACACAAUCCUCACAAAGAUACACAAGCAUUAUUGAUUGCCUGGAAAAAAGUGUCAAAGAAGAAGGACACAGUGUUUUGUGGAGGGGGAUGAGAACUACAGUGGGUAGAGCUUUUAUAGUGAAUGGUGCUGUGUUUGCUGCUUAUGAAAUUGCUAUGAGAAGCCUGUCAAAUAAUGGAAGUAGUAGCAAUAACAACCUAGGAGAUCCGUCCUUUUCUAGGAACACAAGACAAUGA